Messenger RNA from Lindgomyces ingoldianus, 2421 nucleotides. RefSeq lists its product as uncharacterized. Gene Ontology annotation, cellular component: mediator complex; core mediator complex. NCBI's taxonomy places the organism in Eukaryota, Fungi, Ascomycota, Dothideomycetes, Pleosporales, Lindgomycetaceae. Gene Ontology annotation, biological process: regulation of transcription by RNA polymerase II. Bases 213 to 2192 code for a protein of 659 amino acids. The transcript has 3 exons. The record is from RefSeq and is a predicted model, not a curated record. Gene Ontology annotation, molecular function: transcription coregulator activity.
CCGCAAGAGACGACGUGGGCAGCCAGAGGGCAUCGUGACAGUGGUGAACCUUCGGAGGCAAUCCAGGUGAAAAAGACUUCCACGUGAAUGGUCCUAUCGAUAAGCGAGCCCGGGGGGUGACUGACGCGGGUCGCAACCUUGGAACCCUUCAUCCCAGUACCUCAUCGCCUCGAACUUCACAACAACCUUUCCUACUCCCGACUACCAACAAUAUGUCAGCCUCCGGAUCAUUCACAAACGUAGCCCUCCGACCAUGGCCAGCCCCUGCACGAGAAAAGCUGACUCCGGUGGAGAUCCAUGCGCAAAUUGCACAGCUAACGACAGAGCGAGGACAUCUCCGCUAUAUCACUGAGGACUCGCUCCAGAAUGAGAUUGACACGGGCACAGACCCGUCAAAAGCUGCAAGUGCGAAGGAGGGCGUUGUCCAGGUCGAGCAGAAUGCCGCUCCAACAAGGCAGGAGCGACUAGUCGAGAUCCAGCGGACAGGACAAGCCAUGUUCAGUAGGCUGGAGUGGUCCUCCUUCUAUACUACAAACAUGAUUGACCUAGUAUCCUUGAUAUUGUCAAAGGACCCCUCAAAACGUGUCGAAGGUUCAUUCAGUGCACGUUUCAAGGAACAAAAUGUCCCCCAUGGAUCUUUCGGGCUGGAUAAGGGUGCCCCAACUGAAGAAUCGCAAAAAGGUGCUCUAACACGAGAUUCAAAUACUCUAGAGAAAAAGAAGCGGAAGCUUGUUGCUAUGGGUUCAAGAAUGGAGGCCUUGGACAAAGGCAUUGACAACAUUCUUCAAGCGGCAACCGAGCUCGAGACGGAAGUGCGCAAGGAAACCAAGUAUUGGGGAGAGAUUUUGUCCGUCUCUCAGAAAGGCUGGUCUCUCCAGAAGCUUCGUAGAGAUGCGCGUCACUCCCCAUUUGCUGUGCACUAUGGCUUCCAAGAAGCUAGCGACCACUUCAAGGCGCGCCGCUUGGCUCCUCUCCGUAUGGACAAAGAUGGUAGCAUUAUCCUUGAUCCAGCCCUUGCUCUGAAGCCGAAGACACUACGAGUCAGAGUUACCGCCAACGGAAAGAUCUUGGGGACUUCAACGCUCCCUCCACAAGGAGAAUUGUCUGACCUAGGGAUCGAGAAGUCAAUCCAGCUCGCUCGAGACUCGUUAUUCGAAGAGGAAUUAUAUCACGAGAUGUCGAUGGAGCGCCGUCAAUUAGGCUCUUUUGGGGUACAGUUGCGAGACUCGUGCAUCCAUCUCCCAGUCCCGGAUUUGGGUGGUGGCCAAACUAAUAGGAUCGUUUUAAUCGACUGUGUAGCGCGAGAUGACAAAUUCUUAGAUGCCGACGACCGCUCUGAAGACUGGCUUGCUCAGAAGAUCGCUGAAGCCCUUCGUAUUCUCCUUGCUCACGAACAUCACAUGCGAUUGCAUCGACGAUCCCAGGUACCUCCACCGCUCACGCAAAAUCGACGGGUGCAUCCUUCUCCACCGCUCCUCCGCACUAUGUUGACCUUCUUCCAUCACACAAGCGCGGUCAAUUCUCUGCAAAAUUAUUUGGAUUUGACGGUCGCAGCCAUGACAAGUGCUGGUCUGAAUACCUCUUCUCACGUGGUCCGUGAGAAUUCUUGGGCACAUCUUAUAGAAGCGCUCAAAAAACCGCAAGACAAGGAUCUUUCUGUAGCAGAUCAAAUCUUAAGAAGCCUUUCGAAACCUUUCGAUGGCACGGCGACUCUGACCCUUCCAUCAUCCAACGAAACUCGCCCUGAAUUGAUCACCAUUAACACACGAACCUAUAUGGGCGCUCCAAUAUUUGGCUCAGAAUAUAAAGUCAUUGUUCCGCCUUCUUUGGGCGUUGUGCUGGACUUGCCCCAGGACCAGAAGCGAGAGUUCAGAUUCACGUCUGCUACUGAGCUAGAACAUUAUCUCGACUGGAUUCUCUCGCUCGAUCUAACACAUUCCCUACUUCCUCUCGAAUAUGGUGAACGGGCAGUUGUAAUAGACAUUAUUCCUCCCCGAGUCAGUAUUUGGACGAAGGGAAGGAAAAAGCGGGCCAAGAAAGACGUCGUUAUCGAGUUUGCUCGGGGCGCUCUGAAGCUCAGUGUUGCAAAUCCGCAGGUACACGGCGAGGCUAUGACCGAGAAUGAAAUCAUUUGGGAUGGUAGAAAAGAUGCAACUUCUUUCAAAAAGACGGUGAAGGGCUUCAUGGGUUGAAGUUUGAAGUUGCAGAGACCGGCAUUUUUGUCAUUUGAAGGACAAAUAAACACAAUUGCAUGAGUGAACCUUAAAACGCUCCCGAAACACAAGGGCAACCAUUUCGACCUCCGUCACGUGAUCUGUAACGGGCAAAGUGCCGUACCUAAUAACACAGCAAUGGCUGGACCUGCUUUUCCGAUCGACAUGCACGGAAGCGCUGCCGUUUGGCCGGGACUGGGGGAUCGGC